Hyposmocoma kahamanoa is the source of this 1992-nucleotide messenger RNA. Its product is annotated as proton-coupled amino acid transporter-like protein CG1139. The record is from RefSeq and is a predicted model, not a curated record. Gene Ontology annotation, cellular component: vacuolar membrane. The transcript is spliced from 9 exons. NCBI's taxonomy places the organism in Eukaryota, Metazoa, Arthropoda, Insecta, Lepidoptera, Cosmopterigidae. Gene Ontology annotation, biological process: amino acid transmembrane transport. Gene Ontology annotation, molecular function: amino acid transmembrane transporter activity. Bases 1 to 1434 code for a protein of 477 amino acids.
AUGAGUUCGAAUAAGAAAGAAGACGCUUCAGUCGACAACUUCAAAUCCACAGCUGACCUAACUGGUAAUCCAGGCUUCAAGUCGUCGCUAAGCAUAGCCUCUAAAGAUGUCGUGUGUGAUGAGAAGCCAUACAACCCAUUCGAGCACCGACAAAUCGAACAUCCAACUACAACUUUGGGCGCAAUUUUGCAUUUCCUGAAAGCAUGUCUCGGUACCGGUAUAUUGGCCAUGCCUGCUGCCUUCAAGAACUCGGGCUUAGUCGCUGGAACCAUCGGAACCUUGUUGGCCGGAUGGCUUUGUACACACACAGUUGCUAUGGUUGUAGGAACAGCACAAGAACUAUGUUUUGCAGCGAAAAAACCAUCAUUGGGUUACGCUGAGGCGUGUGGUGCGGCGUUUACCUACGGCCCGAAAAAACUUCAGUCCUGGGGAGGUGUUGUAAGGACCAUCGUGGAUUAUUCCAUGGUAUCAACAUAUUUUAGUGUCUUGUGUGUCUACAUCGUUUUCAUCGGGUCGUCUUUUAAAGAGGUCUUUGACGUCAUGUUUCCGGAAUUGAAGCUAUCCGUUCAAGCCUAUUGUGCACUAACCUUAGUGCCUUUAGUGCUCAUCUGUCAAAUAAGAAAUCUGAAAUACUUGGUGCCGUUCUCAGCGUUAGCCAAUUUGCUAAUUUUAUGCGUGUUUGGUAUUACUAUGUAUUUCAUCUUCACUGAUUUGCCACCUGUUAAGGAUAGAGAAAUGGUGACCAGUGUUACGCAGUGGCCGCUAUUUUUUAGCACAGUAAUAUUUGCCAUGGAAGGCAUUGGUGUGGUAAUGCCAAUAGAAAACGAGAUGAAGAAUCCUAAACGAUUCCUGGGUUGCCCCGGGGUGUUAAAUGUUGCUAUGGUUAUUGUAAUCUCCUUGUACGCCGUUUUCGGCUUCUUUGGAUAUGUGCAGUACGGCGAUGAUGUGAAGGGAAGCAUUACUUUGAAUCUACCAGAGGACUAUAUCAUCGCCCAAAGUGCAAAACUUAUUAUGGCAAUAGUUAUGUUCCUAUCCUACGCCUUACAAAUGUAUGUGCCGAUGGAAAUGAUAAACCGAAUGCUACAAAAACGUAAAACACAAAGUUAUAACAACCUCAUCCAGGUGACUAUUAGAACAACGUUGGUGACUGCCACCGUUGCUAUUGCAGCAGCGUUCCCGAACCUUGAGCUGGUCAUCAGUCUUGCUGGAGCCAUCUUCUUCUCGACUCUUGGUCUUCUCUUUCCAGCUAUUAUCGACACGGUCUACCGUUGGGACAGAGGUCUUGGCAAAUUUAACUACGUGUUAUGGAAGAACAUUUUUAUCUGCAUAAUUUCUUUUAUUGUUUUAAUAUCGGGCACCUAUGUUUCUGUAGUAGCCAUGAUUGAAGAUUUUUCCAGUGGGCAUGAUAGUAGUUUGAAUGAAACUUUGACAUAACUGAUGUUUUUUUAAUGAUUUAGAAGAGGUAUAUGCUGUGAUUUUUAGUAAUAUACCUAUAUAUAGUAUCCAAACAAAAUAGGGCCGGAGUGGCUAAUCUUAAAAUAAAAAUCUUUUUGUGAAGGUUUUAAAGAUAGAUUGAUUUUAAAUGUAGAUAGUUAGAUAUUCAACGACGAGCCUGAACUUGAAUUCGGUGGAGCGAACGACUUAUUCGCAACACUCGUAUCUAGUGGGAGCUUCAAAAUCUUCGAAUCCGUAGGAAAGUGACCUACUUGAAAAGUUUUCAUCGAAUAUAUUUUGGAAAGUAUGCACAGGAACUUUUCAAUCUCGUUCCACUCUCACCUGUCGUCCUUCGGCCGAUUAAAAAGUCGAGAACGUUCCAUCUUUAUGUUGUUGAUUUGCCACCCAUCCACCCUAACGCUUUGGUUCCUCCUUCAUGCGCACGGCAAAAGAACAAAAUACACUGCCAACACCUGUGUUUCCCAAAAACUACAUUCCGGUGCUAUUCCAGGCAAGAGGGAAUGUAUGUUUUGAACAAACGCGUACCAUCAUCGGCCA